AUGGCCGAUAAUGGAAUGACAAGAGGCGACCGCGCGUGCUACAACUGUGGGCAGCCAGGCCACCUUAGCCGCGAAUGCCCCACACGUCCGCCAGGUGGUGCUGGUGGCGACCGUGCGUGCUACAACUGUGGUCAGACUGGCCACCUUAGCCGCGAAUGCCCCACACGGCUGCCAGGUGGUGCUGGUGGCGACCGUGCGUGCUACAACUGUGGUCAGCCAGGUCAUAUCAGCCGCGACUGCCCUACUCGCUCGGCUGGUGGCUUCCGUGGUGCGGUGCGUGGGGCAUGCUAUCACUGCCAGCAGGAAGGUCACCUUGCGCGUGACUGCCCCAACGCACCUGCGGGUGGUGCUGGUGGCGACCGUGCAUGCUACAACUGUGGGCAGACUGGUCACCUCAGCCGCGAAUGUCCUGUGAAGUAA
Messenger RNA from Trypanosoma conorhini, 420 nucleotides. Its product is annotated as universal minicircle sequence binding protein (UMSBP). Gene Ontology annotation, molecular function: mRNA binding; translation regulator activity; zinc ion binding. Gene Ontology annotation, biological process: positive regulation of cytoplasmic translation. Gene Ontology annotation, cellular component: cytoplasm. The coding region runs from base 1 to 420 and encodes 139 amino acids. The transcript has a single exon. Lineage: Eukaryota; Euglenozoa; Kinetoplastea; Trypanosomatida; Trypanosomatidae. The record is from RefSeq and is a predicted model, not a curated record.